Rhinolophus ferrumequinum (greater horseshoe bat) is the source of this 2019-nucleotide messenger RNA. RefSeq names its product arginyl-tRNA synthetase 2, mitochondrial (gene RARS2). Gene Ontology annotation, molecular function: ATP binding; arginine-tRNA ligase activity. Lineage: Eukaryota; Metazoa; Chordata; Mammalia; Chiroptera; Rhinolophidae. The record is from RefSeq and is a predicted model, not a curated record. Gene Ontology annotation, cellular component: mitochondrion; cytoplasm. Gene Ontology annotation, biological process: mitochondrial translation; arginyl-tRNA aminoacylation. Bases 43 to 1722 code for a protein of 559 amino acids. The transcript has 20 exons.
GGGGCUGCAGAGGAGGCUGGGACACGCUUCUUGGAGCCCGACAUGGCGAGCGGCUUCCGCAGGUCCAUCGCCUGUCAGCUUUCCAGAGUACUGGAUCUUCCACCAGAAAACUUGAUCAAGUCAAUAUCUGCAGUUCCAAUUUCGAGAAAAGAAGAAGUAGCAGAUUUUCAGCUUUCUGUGGAUUCUUUAUUGGAGAACAGCAAUGACCAUUCAAGACCAGAUAUUCAAGCUCAAGCCAUGAGACUGGCAGAGAAGCUAAAAUGUGAUACAGUAGUGAGUGAAAUCAGCACUGGUCAAGGAACUGUAAAUUUCAAAAUAAACAGAGAACUAUUAACAAAGACAGUGCUACAACAAGUAAUCAAAGAUGGCUCAAAAUAUGGAUUAAAAAGUGAGCUUUUCUCUGGUCUUUCCCAGAAGAAGAUCGUGGUUGAAUUCAGUUCACCUAAUGUUGCCAAAAAAUUUCAUGUUGGACAUUUACGUUCUACCAUCAUAGGAAAUUUCAUAGCAAAUCUCAAAGAAGCUUUAGGACAUCAAGUAACCAGAAUAAAUUACCUUGGAGAUUGGGGCAUGCAGUUUGGUCUUCUGGGAACUGGCUUCCAACUGUUUGGCUAUGAGGAAAAACUCCAGUCCAAUCCUUUACAGCAUCUCUUUGAAGUUUAUGUACAAGUUAAUAAAGAAGCAGCAGAUGAUAAGAGUGUAGCAAAAUCAGCACAUGAGUUCUUCCAGCGAUUGGAACUGGGUGAUGUGCAAGCACUUGCACUGUGGCAAAAAUUUCGGGAUUUAAGCAUAGAAGAGUACAUUCGGAUUUACAAGCGUCUAGGAGUACACUUUGAUGAAUACUCAGGAGAAUCAUUUUAUCGUGAAAAAUCUCAAGAAGUCUUAAAGUUGCUGGACAGUAAAGGACUCCUACAGAAAACAAUAAAAGGAACAGCUGUAGUGGAUCUUUCUGGGAAUGGUGACCCCUCCUCAAUUUGUACUUUAAUGCGAAGUGAUGGGACGUCUCUCUAUGCUACCAGAGAUCUUGCAGCUGCUAUAGAUCGAAUGGACAAGUAUAAUUUUGAUACGAUGAUUUAUGUGACAGAUAAAGGGCAAAAAAAGCAUUUUCAGCAAGUGUUCCAGAUGCUGCAGAUCAUGGGGUAUGACUGGGCAGAAAGGUGCCACCACGUGCCCUUUGGAGUAGUGCAAGGGAUGAAGACUCGAAGAGGAGAUGUUACUUUUCUGGAAGAUGUCUUAAAUGAGAUUCGAUUAAGGAUGCUACAGAACAUGGCUUCUGUUAAGACUACCAAAGAACUCGAGAACCCACAGGAGACUGCAGAGAGGGUCGGGCUCGCAGCACUCAUUAUUCAGAGUCGUGGGGACACAGGUGUCUUCCUGCAGUACACACACGCCCGCCUCCACAGUUUGGAAGAGACUUUUGGAUGUGGUUAUCUAAAUGACUUCAACACUGCUUGUUUACAAGAGCCACAGUCUGUUUCAAUUCUCCAGCAUCUUCUCAGGUUCGACGAGGUGCUUUAUAGAUCAUCUCAGGACCUUCAGCCCAGGCACAUUGUCAGUUACCUUCUAACUCUAAGUCAUCUUGCAGCUGUGGCACAUAAAACACUGCACAUAAAAGACAGCCCUCCUGAAGUGGCCGGGGCCAGACUUCAUCUUUUCAGAGCUGUCCGUUCUGUCCUAGCCAAUGGAAUGAAACUUCUUGGGAUAACACCUGUAUGUAGGAUGUGAUUUCUCAUUAAAAUGGCUGUUUAAAUGCUAAACGAAUUCUAGUUAUCUAGUCUUAUGCCUUGCUGUUUAGAAUUUAAACUAUGAUUGUGUUAGAAUCUAUAUUUUAUUGUCUAUGUGAUUUAUCAACUUACUAAAUCAUUAUCCUUAAAAAAAAAGCAUCUGAGUUUCCUCAUAGUCAAUAAGUACUAAACAGACUUUUGUAAAGCUAAGUUCAAUCUUUUAAGAUUCAUUGUGGUCUAAUGGGAAUAAGGAUUAGAGUUUAAACUCUAGUUUGAGGUUUCUUACAGUGUCCUUCCA